AUGUUCGUGUUCCCAAAACCAGCCCCCGAGCCCAAUACCAGUUCUACUGAUGCUGCUGAUGUUGCUGAACUACUCGUAAGUCUUUCAAUCUUUGGGUUCAGCCAACUCUCUGCCACUGAUCAACAUGAGAAGACGAAAAAAAUCUAUGAUAAAGUAGUUGAAGAUGUUGUAGUUCAGCAAAUCCCGGAGGAGAGUGAAGAGGAUUUUAGACUCAGAACAUUCACAGAGCUAUUCAAGAAACUUCCCUUACCUGAUCAGAACCAUUUCCUGUCAACUGUUAUAAAGAAGUUCAAGCGCGAGAGGCAAAUUGGCGAGUUGGUCUCUUGGUUCAGUACUCAACUAGACGCCAAUGAUCAAAAUCAACUGAUUGAAGAAAUUUUUCAUGUUAAACCUGAUGAGGAAACUAAUGAGGAUUUCAGACUCAAAAGAUUUACACAGCUUUGUAAGGAUUAUACUGACUAUGUUGUCGCCUGCAGGGAAGAAUAUGUCAAGAAACCAAAACAUACACAACAGACAUCCGAUACUCAUGAAGUUUGUCCGGAUUUGCAGUCCCGUUUUGCUGAGUUUUUCUUAGGUUUCUCAAUUAUAUGGUUCAAGGGACAAAGCUCAUAUGAUCAAUGGCAGCUGAUUGACCAACUCUGUGAUGGAGUUAAGGGUGUUAUGGUUGAGAAGCUCGUAGACGAAAGUGAGGCAGAUUUCAACCUCAGAAGAUUCACAGAGCUAUGUAAGAAAGUGGCUGACUUUGGUGUACAAGUCCACUUCCUUGACAAAGCUGAACAGAAGCUGCUGCACAAACGAAGAUAUCUUCCGCACGGGGUGCUACUUCAGCCCCAAGAUUCUGCCAGUGCUGCUGAUUUACUCUCGCAGCUCUCAAGUUUCUGGUUCAGCCUACUAUCCCCCAAUGAUCAACAAGACGAGAUUGAACAAAUCUCUAACAAACUUGCUGCCGGAGAUGUUAAUGUCGAAAGACUUGCAGGGGAAACAGAGGAAGAUUUGAGAAGGAAAAGAUUCGCAAAGCUGUUUAAUAAAGCUCCGGCAACUGGAUUCCAAUGA
Prunus armeniaca (apricot) is the source of this 1053-nucleotide messenger RNA. Lineage: Eukaryota; Viridiplantae; Streptophyta; Magnoliopsida; Rosales; Rosaceae. The record is from the annotation of a GenBank genome assembly.